AUGAAUUGUGGCAGCGUUACUUGAUAUAUCUAACGCAACAAAAUAUCCUUCAAUCGAUUUUUACUAUGGCUUCAAAGUUUCACUCUCGUGUAUCUGUCUCGUUUGAAAUAUCAUACCAGUAAUAUGAAGUUUUCUGAAAGGUCUCUGUUAAUACAAACCGAAGAUGUGAAGUUCAGAACAGCUGGACAUGACAAAUUAUCCCUUAUUUCUGCAAUUGUUUGUAUUAUUGAUGUUUUUGGUGUGUUUCCUAUAGUAGCGUUGCCUAAGGCUAUAAUCGACUGUGGAUAUUAUGGUAUUAUACUCAUCAUAGUCGUAAGUUCUGUACAAAUAUACACUGCAAUAUUACUCGGAAGAUGUUGGUUGAUAGCUGAAGAAAUCGACCCAUCCAUAAAUACCAAAAGCCGAUACCCCUAUUCGGCAUUAAGUGAAUUCACAUAUGGAAAAACAAUAGGCAAAUUAGUGACUAUUCUGGUUGAUGUAACAGUUUUCGGUGGAGGCAUACCUAACUUGAUAGUUGCAUCCCAAAAUAUGCAAUUGAUAGGGUUGAGACUAACGAAUGGUGAUAUGAAUGUCUCUUUUUGCAUCUGGAUAUUGGUGUUAGGAACUGUUCUAUGUCCUAUUUUAUGGCUGGGUAGUCCGAAGGAUAUGAAAUAUCUCUGCCUAUUGUCAGUUAGUAUUGUUUUCUCAGUAUUUUUUCUUGUGAAUGGAAGUCUAUUAUUUAAUUCUGAAAGAGAAACUAAGACGACCAAUGUUGUAGUGGUUGAGAGAUCACCUUGGGAAUCUCUGCUGAUUGCCUUCGGUAUGAUAACCUUCCAGUUUGACAUCCAUCCGAAUAUUCUGACAAUACAUGUGGAUAUGAAAAAUAAACGCAUGAUUUCCACAGCUGUUAUUAUGAGCUUUCUAGUCAGCUUGUUUAUGUUUGGUGUUACGACUAUAAAUAUGUAUCUGGCAUUUGGUCAGUCUCUGAAACCCAGUGUACUGGAAUCUCUCCCAGUAUCUAUGCUUCUUCACAUCGCUUCGAUACUGGUGGCUGUUCAACUAUGUUUGACAUCGGCAAUCAGUAAUAGCGCUCUUUACCAACACAUGGAGGAGUACCUGAAUAUUUCAAGAGAAUUCAACCACAAAAGAUGCAUCCUGAGGACUCUGCUCAUUAUUUUAGCAAUAGUGCUAGCAGAAUGCGUACCACGAUUCGACAUUGUCAUGUCUCUUAUUGGUGCCACCCUCAUCAGCCCUUUGGUUUUCAUUCUACCUCCUCUUAUCUAUCUCAAAAUACUCAAAAUUCAGGACCGACGGAAGGAGCAACUUACAUUCGAAUUGUCGAUGAAUUCUGCAGACGAUGAGGACACUGUGAGUGAACAUUCAAUGACUUCAAGCAAAAGCAUACUCACCUAUAGAACAAAAACUUCGAAUGUUCUUAAGGAACCAUCAAUUAUAAAUGUGAGAGGAAUUGAAAACUUCAUAUGUUGCAGUAUUAUUUCAACAAGUCUUUUUUGUACGAUAUGUGCUACCUACUUAAACCUAGAAGACGCUUCAAGUUUUGAAAAUUUAUCAUAUCCUUGUAUAUUAAAUAUAACGUCUGUUUUCUCAGAAGUGUGAACUAUUUUCUUUCUGAAUAAAAUCUUUGAAGCA
Messenger RNA from Harmonia axyridis, 1629 nucleotides. Its product is annotated as amino acid transporter AVT1J-like. The record is from RefSeq and is a predicted model, not a curated record. Gene Ontology annotation, molecular function: L-alanine transmembrane transporter activity; L-proline transmembrane transporter activity. The coding region runs from base 124 to 1596 and encodes 490 amino acids. Gene Ontology annotation, biological process: amino acid transmembrane transport; L-alanine transport. Lineage: Eukaryota; Metazoa; Arthropoda; Insecta; Coleoptera; Coccinellidae. Gene Ontology annotation, cellular component: vacuolar membrane. The transcript has 6 exons.